UAUGCCUGUGUUAAUUUUUUGCUUUUCCUAUCUUACGUUUUUAUUUGUAUAUAUUGUUACUUUUAAGAAGUAACUGCUAAAACUAAUAGUAUGUAUGCUAAAAUCAGUGUUAUGUUCCAAAACUGUGUACUAGUUUCUGUUUUCUUCUACAUGCAGAUUGUAUAAGUUUGUGCUUCUAAUUUUUUUUAUUGUGUAUUUUUUUCACUUCUUAAAUUACCAGAUGGGGUCAGCCCGCAAUGGCAAACUCUGUUACUCCUAGAGUCAUGACUUUCACAAACAUCACUGUCUUCACUGAAUUCUACCUACUGGGAUUUACAGAAAUCCAUCCAGACUAUUAUGGAGCUGUAGGAACCCUUUUCUUGUUUGUCUACUUGACUCUGUUAGGAGGAAAUAUCUUUAUUAUCGCAUUUAUUGCUUAUGAGAAAAGUCUUCAGAAACCCACCUAUGUAAUCUUCUGUAAUCUCGCUGUGUGUGAUAUUGCUGCUGGAACUGUCGUGCUGCCUCAAGCUAUUGCAAUGUAUUUUAUUAAUAUCAACACUAUAUCAUUUAAUGGUUGCUUUGUGCAGAUGUUUUUUGUUCAUUAUUUGGGGAGUGUCAGUUCUUUAAUCAUACUAUUACUGACCAUUGAUCGAAUUGUUGCAAUACAAAACCCUUUUCGAUAUUGUGUGCUUAUUACAAACAAAACUAUUUUCAUUGCAUGUGGAGUGAUUUGGACCGCCAUAACACCUCUGAUGGCCAUUAUUGUUUAUGAAGCCUACGAUGAGCCCUACUGUGCUACAAAUGUAGUAACACAAAUAUUUUGUGAACGAAAUGUUGUAAUUAAACUUUCUUGUCGAGAUGUAAGGCAGAAGUUGCUGUUAACAUUAGCAUGGGCCCUGAUUGUUGUGCUGGGCCCUUCUUUAUUUGUUUUAUUUUCUUUUAUUGCCAUCUUUAUGUUUGUUUUCAACAUUUCAGACAAUCAGACCCGAUAUAAAACAUUAUCAACAUGCACUCCCCAAUUAUUUAUCAUUUGUCUGUAUUUUGUGCCCAAAAUUGUUCUUUAUGUGUAUGAUAUAACAGUUACAAUGUCUCCAAGCUUUCGGAUCGCUAUAACUUUGUGUUCCUGUUUGCUCCCACCUGUUGUCAAUCCGAUGAUUUACUGCUUCAAAACCAAAGAGAUUAAAGAUGCAAUAAGGAUGAAAAUGAGACACAAGAUAGUCAGCAUGCCAGUAAAAUGAUUUAAUGUUCAGUACAGCAUCAUGUAUUCAUUUUAUGUGCUUCUUUAUAUGCUUUUCUUUCAAAAAAGCGUUAACUUUUCUAUUCUAUAGAAAAUUAUUUAAAAAUAAGUCAAUAAAAGUCUGCACAUUUUAAUAGUGAAAAAA
Danio rerio (zebrafish) is the source of this 1361-nucleotide messenger RNA. The record is from RefSeq and is a predicted model, not a curated record. NCBI's taxonomy places the organism in Eukaryota, Metazoa, Chordata, Actinopteri, Cypriniformes, Danionidae.